GCACUUCCUGUUAAUCUUUACGGUAGACAGCGUGAAGCGACAACGACGGCGUCUGUUCGUAAGCUCUUCUGUUGAGGCGUCAGUGUGACUGUGACAGUGCACGCGGACCGCCAAAGCUCGCGAGCAUGACUUCAAUGACGUAUGUGGAGCAGAAUAUUGAGUCCUCGUGUGAUUAGUAGAACAGGUUUCUAUUGGAGGAGUAUCUUCACUAUGCGGCUGAAGACCAGUGAGUUCCAGUCUCUGUUCAAUGAUGGACUGAAUGGACUAGCAGAGGUGUUUGAGAAGCACCAGCAUGAGCUUAGGAUAGCUGGAGGUGCUGUGCGUGACCUGCUGUCUGGGAAGCGGCCAGAAGAUGUGGACUUUGCCACCACAGCCACUCCAGAGGAGAUGAAGCGUAUGUUCCAAAGUGCUGGGAUCAGGAUGAUCAACAAUAAAGGAGAGAAGCAUGGGACCAUUACAGCAAGACUACACAAUGAGAACUUUGAGGUGACCACGUUGCGAGUGGAUGUUCAGACAGAUGGCCGUCACGCAGAGGUGGAAUUCACCACUGACUGGCAGAAAGACGCUGAGCGGAGAGACCUCACCAUCAACUCCAUGUUUUUAGGGCUUGAUGGCACAUUAUAUGACUAUUUCAAAGGAUAUGAUGACCUGCAGAACCGUAAAGUUCGGUUUGUUGGCAGUGCUGAACAAAGAAUCCAAGAGGACUACCUGAGAAUACUGCGCUAUUUCAGGUUCUAUGGCAGAGUGGCUUUGGAGCCUGACGACCAUGAGCCCGAGACACUGGCCGCCAUCAGGGAAAAUGGGCGUGGACUAGCGGCCAUAUCGGGAGAACGCAUUUGGGUGGAAAUAAAGAAGAUGGUGGUUGGUAACCAUGCAGCUCAUCUGCUGGAGCUGAUGUACAGUCUGGAAUUGGCCCAGUACAUAGGCAUACCUCCAGAUGGCAAUGUUGAGGAGAUGAAGCGAGUGUGGCAGAAUGCCAAAGAUCACUCACCCAAACCCAUGACCAUCCUGGCAGCUCUCUUCCACUGCCCAGAGGAGGUGGAAAAGAUGGACCUCCGACUUAAGGUGUCCAGGGAGGAGAAGAAUCUGGCUCUGUUCCUGGUCAAAUUCAGACGGGAGCUCCGCAAGAGCCAAGAUGACCCAGAUAGCCUCAAACCCUUCACUGACUUUAUCAUUGAUAAUCGGGAGCUGGAUUCCCAGAGUAAAGUGUGUGAGUUACUGAAGUACCAGGGUGAGGAGAAGCUGCUGAAGGAGCUCUGCAGGUGGUCCACCCCUCGCUUCCCUGUCAAUGGUCACGAUCUGAGGAGGAUGGGUAUCACGUCAGGCAAGGAGAUAGGUGCCACUUUACAGAAGCUGCGUGACAUCUGGAAGACAAGUCGUUAUCAGAUGGACAAAGAUGAACUCCUCAGUUACGUGAAGCCUUAAAUGAGCAGAAAAGGCAGGGGUGUGCUGCUCUGACACUGUGCUGCUCACAGGUACUAAUUGAGCUGACUGAUGCAUGUUGUUGAAAAAAGGACACUACAAGAACAGACACGUAUGUAUGAAUGCAAUUGAAUUCUAAAUUACCCCAAGGCCACUUAAGUUCACCUGCUUCGCCACAUGAAUGAAGAGACAUCAACAACACUCAGAGACUGUCACUAGUUAUACUGAUGUGAUUAAGGAAGAAGAAACAUGAAGACAGGGCUGAAGGGAUGAAGUCACCAGUAACUAGAGAAUAGUUACUUCAAUAGUUAAAUAUCUUCACUGUGCAGAAUGAUGUCUGUGCAGAGUUUGACUCCAGAAGGAUAUUUUCCACUUACCUCUGCUGAAAGUUUCUGUGUUAACCAAAAAUUAGAUUUUAGGGAGCUGCGCCUAUGAGCAUGGUUUGUGACAUCACAAAUGAUUUGGAGGUCAGUCCUGGUCCAAUAUGCAACUUCGACAGUGUGAUGUAGAAAUUUGAAGCCUUCAGUGCACAUCCACUGAGAAUAGACUUUACAGUGAAGGAGGAGACAUCUUGUGUGCAGCAGGGAAACUUUAGAAAUGAUUGAAUUUUGAAUAUUUAUCGAUUCUGGAAUUUUUAGUGAGGUAGUAGAAGGAUUUCUUCAGGCAGGCUAUUUGUAUAUAUGUCUUAAUACAUGGGGGGGGGGUCUUUAAUUUCAUUGUUAUAACAAUAUUGGAAAGCAGAAGUUUGGUUUUUCAUGGUUUUGGUUUGCUCCUGUCAGCUGUGUAUUAUUUCCUUGCUAUGUUUUCUGUAAAGAAAAUGAUUUAUAAAAAGGUUAUACUUUUCAUUGAAA
Messenger RNA from Dicentrarchus labrax (European seabass), 2273 nucleotides. RefSeq names its product tRNA nucleotidyl transferase, CCA-adding, 1 (gene trnt1). The coding region runs from base 142 to 1425 and encodes 427 amino acids. The record is from RefSeq and is a predicted model, not a curated record. Gene Ontology annotation, molecular function: RNA binding; nucleotidyltransferase activity. Gene Ontology annotation, biological process: RNA processing. Lineage: Eukaryota; Metazoa; Chordata; Actinopteri; Moronidae. The transcript has 9 exons.